Molecule: messenger RNA, 5150 nt
Organism: Aphis gossypii (cotton aphid)
Lineage: Eukaryota; Metazoa; Arthropoda; Insecta; Hemiptera; Aphididae
Product: glycine receptor subunit alpha-2-like
Exons: 12
Coding region: 515-1780 (421 amino acids)
Biological process (GO): nervous system process; signal transduction; regulation of membrane potential
Cellular component (GO): synapse; membrane; neuron projection
Molecular function (GO): chloride channel activity; neurotransmitter receptor activity; transmembrane signaling receptor activity
Source: RefSeq, a predicted model, not a curated record
AUAAUAUAAUACGCGUUUCGUCCAAUGCUCCAGGCAAACAUACGCACUUUUACAGCGUGUUACAACGUACACGGCAACUGUGAGGCGGAAGGAGUGAUUUUAAAAUUGAUGGUCUUGAUUUUCAAUUAUAGAACUGACGUGGAAAUCACUUGAUUACCAAUUCUUAAUGUCGUUAUUUAUUUUUCGAUCGUCGUCGUCGUCAACGAUUGAACAAUAUAUGGGUCACAAUGACGUAUGAUGCAGCAUAAUAUCGGAGGGCGAAGGAACGUAGGCACACCACAGAGGAGAGCCAGUCAAUCAAUCUCUAACGCCCUCGCAUAACACUUAUUGGUUAGGAUGCGAGUAACAGUUACGCACGCUGAGAAAUAAUAUUAUCAUGUUAAUAUAAUACCUAAUACGUUUUCCCGGAGCGAUCAAAUGUAUCGUUGACUCGUUGAGCUGCAGUGGACUUGCCGCGCCGACAUAGACAUUUCAAUCAUUCGCAUCUAAGCAAAUACAUGUUCACAAUUUAGUUAUGAAGAAUUGGAAUAUAAAAAAAAUAUCCAGUGCUAUUAUAACUAAGUUUAUAAUUUUCCUCUAUGUUAUCAAUUUUCAAUUUAGAUAUUCAAAAUGCUUGGAAUUCAGAGAUAUUCUACCAGAGGAUGCAAAGCAAUAUGAUAAAAUGAGACCACCUAAAAUAGAUGGCACAGCAACUAAAGUUCAUUUUCAUGUUACGGUGAUGGGCUUAGAUUCAAUCGAUGAAAAUGCAAUGACAUAUGCUGCUGAUAUUUUUUUUGCUCAAACAUGGAAGGAUCAUAGGCUUCGUUUACCGGAAAACAUGACUUCCGAAUAUAGAUUAUUAGAGGUUGAUUGGUUGAAAAAUAUUUGGAGACCGGAUUCGUUUUUUAAAAAUGCUAAAGCUGUUACAUUUCAAACUAUGACAAUUCCAAAUCAUUACAUGUGGCUUUAUAAAGACAAAACUAUUCUCUACAUGGUCAAAUUAACGUUAACAUUAUCGUGCGCAAUGAACUUCAUGAUAUAUCCACAUGAUACACAAGAAUGCAAACUUCAAAUGGAAAGCUUGUCUCAUACCACUGAUGAUAUGAUAUUCCAAUGGGAUCCAGAGGUACCGUUAGUUGUUGAUGAAAACAUUGAAUUGCCUCAAUUACAGUUAGUUAAGAAUCAAACUGCUGACUGUACUCAAGUUUAUUCCACCGGAAAUUUUACUUGUCUUGAAGUUAUUUUUGUUCUUAAACGAAGACUUGGGUAUUAUCUGUUUCAUACAUAUAUUCCUACCUGCCUUAUCGUCAUUAUGUCGUGGGUUUCGUUUUGGAUUAAACCUGAAGCAGCUCCAGCUCGCGUGACGUUGGGUGUUACGUCUCUAUUGACAUUGUCGACACAGCACGCUAAAUCUCAAGCUGCACUGCCUCCAGUUUCAUAUCUGAAGGCAGUCGAUACAUUUAUGUCUGCGUGUACAGUGUUCGUAUUUAUGGCUCUCAUGGAAUAUUGUUUGGUGAACAUAGUGCUUGGUGAUUCCGACAUGCCUCCAAAACCAUUGAAUAAAAAAUCAUUUAAUUUCAGCUUCAGAAGCAACUUGAAGUUAAAUGACGGCCACCCGAUCCCGCCGCCUCCGCGUCCACCGCCACAGGCCACCGCGGCCGCCUUAGCCGCUACUACAGCCCUCGCACAGAGAAACCGCACCAGAGCUAUAAACAUCGAUAGAUUUUCGAGAGUGUUCUUUCCAUUGCUAUUCGCAGUACUCAACAUGACGUACUGGGUUAUUUUCGCACGGUUUUUAUAAUGUCAUCACGCGAUAUAUGACAUCCCGUCGCCCCACACACCCGUUACACUAUCAAUACCCAUCGUUAAAUUUAUAAUACGACUUACAUCUACUUUCGUUAAUAUCACGACAACAGUAUUUAGGUAUCAAUAUACGUACAUAUUAGAGAUUUGCGCCUAUACAUAUAGUACACCAAAACAAUUAUUACUGUUCAGGGUUAUUCAAAUAAAAUAUUAUGCGAUGCUUUGUGUCCGCAGGCUUUCUGUAACAACGUUUUUGGGAGAUGUGUUAAAGAUACUGUAUAAAUAACACUAUUAUCAUAAACUACAGAAGAGUCAAAAAAUUAACCAAGUCAGUUGCAACUGAUAUGCAUGGAAUGAAUUCCAAUGAGUUCCAACUAUUGAUGUUAUUUGUGUGACCAAGGAAAUCCAAGCCAUUCGUAUAGAACAUAUUAUAAAUGUUAGGUAUAUUAUUCAAUAAAUUUGCAAAAUUAUUCAUUUAUUUAACGUAUUUACUCUGAAUCUAAAAACUGAAAAUAGAUAUUAAUUUUAAAUCUCAUGAAUCAUUUUGAAGAACCCUGCAUAAUAAUAUAAUAUAACCUGCAUGUAUACCGCAGCUAUAUAAAAUCUGAUAACCUGUACGCUAAUCAGUCGUUUAAGAGUUAUUGAUAUACGUUAUGAUAUUAAAAUUGAAUCAAUGAUGUUUGAAAAACGAAAUAAUAUUAAUCUGACAGUUAUUCAAAUGAGAUCUCCGUGAAUUUCGUAAGGUGCACCAAUUAUGUUAUCAUACCGAACUACAGGUUGUAUCUUAAAAUGACGUAGGCGUUGAUUUUUAAUGAUUAAAAAAUCAAUAUCUGCCUAUAAUUGUAAAAUUAAAUUUAAAAAAAAAAAAAAUUAAUAAUACGUUUCUUUAUUUCAAUUGACCUAUUUGUAUGUCUGUACAAAACAAAGAAACAAUUUUUUAAUUUUUUUAAAAUUCUGUUUUAUUGAUCUGAAAUCACGCGUAUGACAUAAUAUAAUACACUGUAAAGAAUAUGUAUGAAUAUGUAUCUUAAACGGUCGAACUAGUCAAAAAUUAAAUAUAUUUUAACGAUAAUCCGAUGCCAAAUAUUGGAUUUAAAGUGAAAUACUGUAAUAGUUUUAAAACUGUUGGUCCAUAGCACUAAGAAGAUAUAUUUUUGUUGUAACUAAAAGAGUUCCGGGAUCACAAAAGGUUUGAGAACCACAAUAGUAGAUAGGUUAAUAAUAUACAUAAUAUUAAGAAAAUAUGAUACAUUUUUGAUUACUUUUAAUCAGAUAGACAAUAUUUGAUUUUCUGCAUUUUUCAAAACGAUCAAUAGAUAGAUGAGAUAUUUAUUCGUUUAUGCGCGUGAUACGCUGUUCUUAUUAUAAAUAUAGGUACUUUUGAUGCGCUUCAAUGACCCUCAUAAAGUUAGUAACACAACCAUAACAGAAUACAAAAACAUUUGAAGCAUGUCUUAUCAAAUUGUUGUUAACUUGUUAGAAUUGCUGGAUUACUCCCAGAAUUUUAUUUUUUUCAGGACAGCUUUUAUAAUUUUGCAUUGCUAUUUGCUAUACUUAUACUUCAUCAACACAACUUUAUGCUAACAAAAUUUCACUUGAAACAAUUUUCCAACAAAUUUGUUGGAUAUAUUAAUUCGUACAUGAACAGUUAUGGUUGUAUUACUAACUUUAUGUAGAUCUUCAAUGUUAUACCUAAUUGGAACAAAUAUUACCCGUGAAUAUUAGCUGCAAUUCUAAAGCAGUUCACUCGUACUCAAAUUAUACAUAAGUACCACUAUAUAUACCCAUAGCAUUCUAGCUCAUACUAACCGCAGUUGUAUAUAGUAUAUACGUAGGUGGUAGGUACAUAUAAAAAAAUAAAUGACAGGAAUGCUUAAGGGUACUUACGAAUACAGGAGUUGAAAUCUAUUUUAAAUAAUAUUUAAUAUCCAUAAAAAUCGUUAAAGAUCUUUUAAAAAUCAAAAGAAAUGCUGAAAUAGAAUUUUUUUUUAAAUUAAUAAUGAAAUAAGAUUAAAUUAAAAGCAAUAAUUUAUUUCAAAAUAAUAAUUGUUUCAUAAUUUUUAUAAAAGAAAAACCGAUAUAAAAUUUAAAAUUCAACAAAUCCAAAAGCCCCAACAUUAUUCAUCUGUUUUAUUAUUUUUUUUUUAAAUGAAAGUAACGUGAAAUUUUACUGUUUUAUUAUAUUAUUAUUUUAAAUAAUUUAAUAAUUGUCGGUUAAUUGAAUUCUUUAUUAUAAACCGUAAUUAUAUAUUUCAUAGUCUUGUAUAAAAGUCUUAUUAUUUAUUUAUUUUUUUGAAAUAAUGAUAUACAAAGUAUUAACUUCCCAAAUAAGCUCGGUAUUAUUUAAAUAGUUCAUACCUACGUAUCUUAAAAAUUUAAACCGGAAUUUAUGAAGUAUGUGUAUGAAUUAUACAUGAAUUUAGAUCACCGUGCCAAUACAAUAUGGUCAUAAUUAAAUUUAUCGCGAUAACAGUAUAGUGUCAACAGUUAAGUAUCGGGUAUCAUUCCAAUCGACCAAAUAACGAUGAUUCGAGAAAAUAAUGAAAAUUUGCCAUCCGUCGACAAUCACGACAAUGGUUAAAAUUUUUCGUUAAAACUUAUGAACUGAGACUUCAGGCAAUAGAUAUUUUAAAUUAUUCGUAAAAGUCUUAUACAGAAAUCGUGAAGUAAGUCUAGCAACCAAAAUUAUACACAUCGAAUUUGCUCAUAUUAUAAAAGCUAAACCUAGCCUAUAAAACCAAUAAUAAUGAUGACCAUUUAUGCCAUGUAAAUUAAGUAUAAGACCAUUUAUAAUAUUUUAUUCCAGUGGAUUGAAAUUUUAAAACACUAUUUCCUGUUUUGAAAUAUUCACCAUUAAAUUUAAUUUGUUACAAAAUUAAAUUUCUAUGGAUAAUUAAUCCUAAUUUCAGCUACUUAACAAAUUUCAAGAUACCUAUUAUUAUUAAUAUUGUGCGCGAUUGAUUUGUGAAGGUAUAUGGUCAGUAUACAGUAUCUGGUACCUAGGUAUAGUAGUAAGUCAAAAGAAAUAGGUAUCUAACAUCUAACAAUUGUAGUACCUACAUACUUACAUUAUAUGUACAACAAUAUCUAUAAAUAUAAUAAUAUGUUUUAAUUAUAUUAUAUAUUUAUAUUAUAUUAAUUAGUUAUAGAUAAUAAUAUUACUAAAAAUUGGAACACAAGAAAUAUAAAAUUGUAAAAUUUACAUAUAAUGAUAAUAUUAUAAUAAAAAAUUGUAUUUUGUUUGAAUGUUCUAUAAAAAACUUUAAAUGUGCAAAUUUGUAAAAUUAUAGCAAUAUAAAAUUUCCUUUAAGUUUUAAACAGUUAUAUUAUAAAUUAAGAUUAUAUAAAAAUUAUGAAAAAGUAGGAAU